Messenger RNA from Gambusia affinis (western mosquitofish), 2495 nucleotides. It is a transcript of the gene sack1fa, whose product is annotated as family with sequence similarity 83 member Fa. Lineage: Eukaryota; Metazoa; Chordata; Actinopteri; Cyprinodontiformes; Poeciliidae. Bases 45 to 1625 code for a protein of 526 amino acids. The record is from RefSeq and is a predicted model, not a curated record. The transcript is spliced from 5 exons.
GGCCCAGGUAAGCGCAGCCGUUGCAGAGGCAGCGCGUCGCGGCCAUGGCGGAGUCCCAGCUGCUGUGUCUAGACAACCAGCACGUCAACGAGAAGGUCCCGGAGUCCCGGCCGGAGUUCUACUACAGCGAGGAGCAGCGGGCCGCGCUGGAGCAGCUGCUGCGCCACGGGGACGGAGCCUUCAAGAUGCGCCUGCAGGAGGACAACAUCCGGGACUUCCUGUGCGCCAGGGAGGUCCGGGCCAUCCGGGAGAGCUUCCAGGAGUACGACCUGGACAGCGAGCCGGAGCCCGGCGAGCCGGACAAGCCCAAGGAGGCCACCAGCGCCGACUCCGGGGUCCACUCCACCUACUGGCCGCAGAUGUCCGACACCGAGGUGCCGGCGCUGGACAUCGGCUGGCCGGCCUGCAGCGGCGUGUACAAGGGGGUGACCCGGGUGUCCGUGUACACACACCCGCCCAAAGAGCCGGGGCCGCACAUCAAGGAGGUGGUGAGGAGGCUGAUCCAAGGAGCCCAGAAGGUUCUGGCCAUCGUCAUGGAUCUCCUAACGGACCUGCAGAUCCUCCAGGACCUCCUGGAUGCGGCUGCGCGGCGCGGCGUGGCGGUGUACGCGGUGCUGGAGGCCCGCGGUGUUCCCCACUUCCUGGACAUGAGCUCCCGGCUGCAGAUCAACGCCAUGCACCUGAGGAACCUGCGUGUGAGGAUGGUGAGAGGUGCAGGGUUGGCCCUGUCCUUUGGGAAGCUGCCCGGCUCGCUCUGCUCCAAAUACAUGCUGGUUGACGGAGAGAAGGUCAUGUUCGGCUCCUACAGCUUCACGUGGAGUUCGUCUCGUUUGGACCGCAGCGCCGUUACGGUGAUGACGGGUCAGAUCGUCGACUUCUUCGACAGCGACUUCAGAGAGAUGUACGCCGUGUCGGAACCGGUCGACCUCCACAAGGAGUUCAACAUCAGCAAGCUGCCGCUGCCCACCCCCGUCCUGAAGCCCCGGGUGGAGCACCUCCGCCCCGCGCCCGUCUCCACGUCCCGCUUCCAGGUGUCUGUCGGCGACUCCAGACAGGUCGACCUCAAAGUGCCGGCGCACAAAUACCACAACCCCAAAUACUCGCUGGUGUUCGGGAACAGUUUGGGCCUGACGGGCUCGCUGCAGGACCUGUCCACCCAGAACCACUCGCUGCUCGGUGGCACCAGCCAGAGAGACACGGAGGGACACGGGGACACGGCGCACCGCGUGUCCUCACCGAGUCCGAGCGCCACCGCCGAGGAAGAGGAGAAGGACGGGCGUGGCGGGGUGAGGAAGAGCGAGGCGGCUGCCGUGAAGAAGCCGCGCACUUCCUUCAGGAACUUCCUGAAAAACAGAGCAGCCAAUCACAGCGCAGAGACUCCACAAGAGGGCGUGGCAACUCCUCCGAGCCCCGCCCCCGUUGCUACGGCGUCUGAGGCCAAUGGCGUCGCAGGAAACGAAGCGGAGGAUUCGUUUGAGGUUCAGGAAAAACCGCUGAAGUUCAAACCCAAGAAGUCGCAGAAGAACAUCCAGAGGAGCGUUUCUCUGCAGACCAUCGACACGGCGGAGCAAGACGGACUGAAAAGCCGCUGGCGGCAUCAGAGAAAGAACUGCAUCCAGUCCUGAGAGGAGGAGCAGCGAAGAACCGCGUCACUGCAGCGUUUACCUAUUUACUGAAACAUUUACUGAAACGUUUUACUGAAACGUUUUACUGAAACAUUUUACUGAAACGUUUUACUGAAACGUUUUAUUGUAACGUUUCACUAAAACGUUUUACUGAAACGUUUUACUGAAACGUUUACUGAAACGUUUUACUGAAACGUUUUACUGAAACAUUUGCUGAAACGCUUUACUGAAACAUUUACUGAAACGCUUUACUGAAACGCUUUACUGAAACAUUUACUGAAACGCUUUACUGAAACGUUUUACUGAAACGUUUUACUGUAACGUUUCACUAAAACGUUUUACUGAAACGUUUUACUGAAACAUUUACUGAAACGCUUUACUGAAACAUUUGCUGAAAGGUUUUACUGUAACGUUUUACUGAAACAUUUGCUGAAACGUUUUACUGUAACGUUUUACUGUAACGUUUUACUGAAACGUUUUACUGAAACAUUUACUGAAACGUUUUACUGAAACAUUUUACUGUAACGUUUUACUGAAACGUUUUACUGAAACGCUUUACUGAAACGCUUUACUGAAACAUUUACUGAAACAUUUACUGAAACGUUUUACUGAAACAUUUACUGAAACGUUUUACUGUAACGUUUCACUGAAACGUUUUACUGAAACAUUUGCUGAAAGGUUUUACUGUAACGUUUUACUGAAACAUUUGCUGAAACGUUUUACUGUAACGUUUUACUGUAACGUUUUACUGAAACGUUUUACUGAAACGUUUUACUGUAACGUUUUACUGUAACGUUUUACUGAAACGUUUUACUGAAACGUUUUACUGAAACGUUUUACUGAAACAUUUGCUGAAACGUUUCACUAAAA